CCCUCCUCUCCUCUUACUCACACACACCCCCGCCUGGGCCUCCUCUCUCUCCGGCUCCAUUUUCUCCGCCGCCGGGGGCCGGGGUCUCCUGUGGGGGGCCCAGCCGGUACCCCAGGUCUCCCUUCAGAGCCGGGGUGAACCCCCGGGGGAGCCAGGAGACGGGGAGACGGGCGGGGGUCGGGGCGGAGGGAGCAGCGGCCCCGGCGAGUUUGGGGGGAAGUAACCCGGCGGGGGAGGGGCGGGACGGGGAGGGGGCCUCUGGGCCCCCCCCACUAUGGACGAGCGGCUGCUGGGGCCGCCCCCUCCAGGCGGGGGCCGGGGGGGCCUGGGGCUGGUGGGUGCGGAGCCUGGGGGCCCUGGCGAGCCUCCCGGUGGCGGAGACCCCGGAGGGGGUGGCGGGGGGGUCCCGGGAGGCCGCGGGAAGCAGGACAUCGGGGACAUUCUGCAGCAGAUAAUGACCAUCACGGACCAGAGCCUGGACGAGGCCCAGGCCAAGAAACACGCCCUGAACUGCCACCGGAUGAAGCCAGCGCUCUUUAGCGUCCUGUGUGAGAUCAAGGAGAAGACCGGCCUCAGCAUCCGAAGCUCCCAGGAGGAGGAGCCCGUGGACCCCCAGCUUAUGCGCUUGGACAACAUGCUUCUGGCAGAAGGUGUGGCUGGGCCUGAGAAAGGGGGGGGCUCGGCGGCAGCAGCUGCAGCCGCAGCAGCUUCCGGGGGCGGCGUGUCCCCUGACAACUCCAUCGAACACUCGGACUAUCGCAGCAAGCUCGCCCAGAUCCGCCACAUCUACCACUCAGAGCUGGAGAAGUAUGAGCAGGCAUGCAACGAGUUCACGACCCACGUCAUGAACCUGCUGAGGGAGCAGAGCCGCACGCGGCCCGUGGCACCCAAGGAGAUGGAGCGCAUGGUGAGCAUCAUCCACCGGAAGUUCAGCGCCAUCCAGAUGCAGCUCAAGCAGAGCACCUGCGAGGCCGUCAUGAUCCUGCGCUCCCGGUUCCUGGACGCCAGACGGAAACGCCGCAACUUCAGCAAACAGGCCACCGAGGUCCUAAAUGAGUAUUUCUAUUCCCACCUGAGUAACCCGUAUCCCAGUGAGGAGGCUAAGGAGGAGCUCGCCAAGAAGUGUGGCAUCACCGUCUCUCAGGUCUCCAACUGGUUUGGCAACAAGCGGAUUCGCUAUAAGAAAAACAUCGGGAAGUUUCAAGAGGAGGCAAACAUCUAUGCUGUCAAGACCGCCGUGUCUGUCACCCAGGGGGGCCACAGCCGCACCAGCUCCCCGACACCCCCUUCCUCCGCAGGCUCUGGCGGCUCUUUCAACCUCUCAGGAUCCGGAGACAUGUUUCUGGGGAUGCCCGGGCUCAACGGAGACUCGUACCCUGCCUCCCAGGUGGAGUCACUCCGACACUCGAUGGGCCCCGGGGGCUACGGAGAUAGCCUCGGGGGAGGCCAGAUGUACAGCCCCCGGGAAAUGAGGGCGAACGGCGGCUGGCAGGAGGCUGUGACCCCGUCCUCAGUGACGUCCCCAACAGAGGGGCCAGGGAGCGUUCAUUCCGACACUUCCAACUGAUCUCACCCCUCAGGCCACAGGGUGGGGGCUCAGAGGUGACUCUUGACGAGAGGACAAAGGCAUCCAGAGGACAAGCCCCAGACACAGGAGAAGCACAAGAUGGAGAAGGGCAAAUGGGGUCGCCCUACCCCAGCCGACUCAGUGCUGGGGUUGCUGACUACAUGGCAAGGAGAAGGGGGUCCCCUAAAGGGAAGGUGGGGUCUGUCUCCCCUUUUUUCCCUUCUUUUCAAGCCUCUUCUCUCCCCAUUUCUUAUACAGAAACACCCAGAAUCCUAUCUUUCAGAACCUCUCUCUCUCUCUCUCUCUCUCUCUCAUAGAUACGUACACGACUAUUCUGUUUCUCUCUCUCAUGGACACAUAUAUGACUAUUCUGUUUCUCUCUCUCUCUCUCUGGGUUCACCCAUUCUCCCUCCCCCACCCCUUAUCUGCUCUGGGAUCUGUGGAGACGCCAGCCUUGCCCUACCUACCAGAGAUGCCAAAAAUGGGGACACAACUUCUGGACAGAUGACCUGGCCACGCCCCAGGCCUCCACCCCUCCCCCUCCAGACGGCUUUAUUACCUCAUAUGCAGCUCAUCUUAAACCAAUAGAAUUGCUCGGUGAACGAGAGUGUCUGACUCAGAUAUCUACCUCGGAGGGAGUUUCUGCUACUUUAGGGAAUUGGGAAUUGUUAACUGGGUUUGGGGUUUGAACCUUCUUUUUUAGGGAAGAAAAAAUCCCUGGGAUCCAUCUGUAUUUUGGGGGUGUUUUGUUGUUGGUUCUUCAUUUUUAAUUGAGUUUGGGGAAGUAGAUGUUUUUAUAUGUUGAUUUCUUUUUAUCUUAAUUACUGGCUUUCCCAUAUUAGGGGUGAUAGUGAAAGGGGUGCCAGCAGAACCGGUGCAGAGGCCCGGCUGGCUCCUGUCCACAGAAGUACAUUAGCAGGGCGCCAGGCCCGCCCCCCAGAUCACUUAGGUCCCCUCCUCUGCUUUAAAACCCCGCGAGUUCUCUGCUGCGGAGGCAGCUCCUGCUGCCCAAGGUGGGGAGGCAGCUGGGCGCUUGCUUGGUGGCCUGUUCUCCCUCCUCUCUCACCCCUUGGGCAGGGCUGGGCACAGUCACUUGGAGGCAGUGCCACCUUCCCCUGUGACAUGUCUUUUUUUUUUUUAACUCUGCAGGUUGGAGGGGAGAAGGGGGAAGGGUUAUUGUGAAAUAAGAAUGGGUUGGGGUGCUUGUGUGUAUGUAUCUCCCUCAGUUUCCCCAGAAAUGAGGUAUCUUUGUUCUCAGUCCAAAAUCAUGAGGGUAGGGAGAGGACAGAGGCUGCAAAAAGCCAGGUACAGAGGGAAGUCAAGUCACUGCUGCCCCAUCCGUGGCCCUGAACCCCUCCAACAUCGCCAGGAUUUCACAGACUGUCACCGUGGAAGCCCUCCCGUCAGAGACCCAGCAGGACUGUGGGCAGGUUGGGACUGCUGGGCGGGGGCGGGAGGCGCCGGCACGGGUUUGGGCAGUUCUCUCCUCACUUGUAAACUUAUAGUUUCACAGGAAAAAAAAAAGCAGUUUUAAAUAAAGAAAUUUUUCCCCUGGG
Myotis lucifugus (little brown bat) is the source of this 3123-nucleotide messenger RNA. RefSeq names its product PBX homeobox 2 (gene PBX2). NCBI's taxonomy places the organism in Eukaryota, Metazoa, Chordata, Mammalia, Chiroptera, Vespertilionidae. Gene Ontology annotation, biological process: brain development; animal organ morphogenesis; eye development. The record is from RefSeq and is a predicted model, not a curated record. The transcript has 9 exons. Gene Ontology annotation, cellular component: nucleus. Bases 275 to 1567 code for a protein of 430 amino acids. Gene Ontology annotation, molecular function: RNA polymerase II cis-regulatory region sequence-specific DNA binding; DNA-binding transcription factor activity, RNA polymerase II-specific.